ACGGCAACCCCGUACAAAAUUCCAAAAACUCGCAGCGCGAACCGGUCAGCUCUGUUGCUUCGCUUUGUUUGUUAUUCUGUGUUAUUCCCUUUGCCAAGCAAAGAAGAAAAAUUUCAACGCCUUUGACCGUUGAACGAAAAUCCCAAACCACCGUCGUCGUCGUCAUCGUUGCUGAGGAGGAAGGAGAGUGGUGCGUAGUGCGCACACCCGCCGGUUUCUCUUAUCGAAACCUCCUAUUGCCGUUUCUCGUUAGAAUCGCUCUCAUAAUCAAACGUCCUUAGAAUUUCCGAAAGCAACAGUCAAUCCGAACGAAUACGAAGGAGAAAUAAAAGUUAACAAUCCGCUAUGCCGAUUCGAGACCCGAUGAUGCAUUCGAGGGUUUCUUGGUUCUGUUUCGUAUGUUGCUUGAUUCUCAGCUGCUUUCCAGGAUUGAUAUGGUCGGCAGAGGUGACUCUGAAAUCCAUAGAGAUAUACAAAACCCAUGAAUUGUUAAAUACAGUCGAACCCGUAGUUUAUUUUCAAUGUAAAGGGGAAAACAAGACGAAAUUGCCGGAUGUGAAAAAAGCUAAUGAAGUAUAUAAUUUUAAAGGCGAAGAAUCUUGGCAGCCUUUGACACAACUUUCAAAUGCAAAGUGUAAGCGAUGUGGUUUCUAUGAGGAAGACUCCUUUAUUAAGUCAGAUGACAUAUUUGAUGAGUGGGAGUUCUGUCCUUCUGACUUUAAUGGUUCAAAAGGGAUAUACACCCUAUUCAAAGACAAGGAACUGAAUGCUAAUUUCUUGUGUCCUGAGUGUAUAUCUCUUGCUGCUGCUUCCAAAAACACCACUGACUCGGAUAAUAAAGGGAAUGGAAUGCAUGUUGUUUUUGUAAUACUGAUUGUUGUUGCCGUUUCAACUGUUGUAAUUGUUGGAUCGGUGGCUGCAUACAAGUACUGGCAAAAGAGAAAGAGGCAGCAAGACCAGGCUCGGUUUCUGAAGCUCUUUGAAGAAGGGGAUGACAUCGAGGAUGAAUUGGGACUCGAUGUGUAAUAUGAUCGUUCCAAGUAAUUUAGUGAGCUGUACAGUAAGUUGAUCUUUACAUAAAUUUUGCUGGUGUAAUAGAAAAAAUUGGAAAAACAAUUUAUGAAUAUUAUGUGCACUUACUUGUAAUGACUUGAGGAAUUUUUUAUUACUACAUUGAAAAGAAAUAAAAAAGAGAGGGAUAGAGAACUGUCACAGUCUAAGAUUGGACUGGAUUAGUUUAAGUCAAGUACAAUUAAUAUUAAGUUUAGUGUGAGGUAUGAAAUCUGAUUGGCCUCGACUUAAAAUAGUCUAGUCCAGUCCUUUGUUUUA
Ziziphus jujuba (common jujube) is the source of this 1329-nucleotide messenger RNA. RefSeq lists its product as uncharacterized. The transcript is spliced from 4 exons. The record is from RefSeq and is a predicted model, not a curated record. Lineage: Eukaryota; Viridiplantae; Streptophyta; Magnoliopsida; Rosales; Rhamnaceae. The coding region runs from base 346 to 1026 and encodes 226 amino acids.